CCAGGACAUCACCCAUCCACGUUCUCCAGAGAUGCUGCCUGACUGCUGUGUCCUUUCAUGUAUCUGCAGUCCAGUGUUUCUACUACGUAAAGAUACUGAAGAACGUCACCCAGGCCCACUUGCAUCGUAUUCAGCCCACAUCCUAAAUAUUCCCUCCCUUCACCCUUGUGGCACAGUGACCAUGGUGACCAUCCAUAAAAUACACAGCUCAUAGUCACCAGGGUCACUCCACAGUUAACCACCAAGGAGACGGGCAAUAUGGGCAUGGAGACACCACUGUCCCCAGAUUUCCUUCAAAUCAUACACCAUUUCGCUGUUCCCUCGUUGCUGCCGGCUCGAUGGUCUGUAGUUCCCAAGGUAACAUCUCUACUUGACUGCAGCAAUUCAAGAGAAUGAUUACUAUCACUUUGGCAACUAGGGAUGGCCAAUACAUGUCGUUCUUUAAGGUGUAUAGUUACGAGGUGUAUAGUUAAACAGCACUGAAAUAGGCCCUUUGGCCCCACUUGUCCAUGCCGACCAUAACUCCUGAUCACCACCCCACAACCAACAAUGGACCAUUGUGGGCUCCAUCUUUCCUUGAUCAUCGUCGCUCUUUGCAUAUCUUUCAUUCAUUCGUUCUAUGUGCCUUCGAUAUCCCUCGUUUCUCUUUUCCCCCGAAUCUCAGUCUGAAGAAGCAUAUCGACCCCAAAUGUCACCUAUUCCUUCUCUCCAGAGACGCUGCCUGACCCUGCUGAGCUACUCCAGCUUUUUGUGCGUGUCCUCUUGCCCCAUUUUCAUAGUCCCACUAGUCCGAGUUUGGCCAAUAUCCCUCUGAUCCUUUCCUACACAUGUCCCUACCCAAAAGUAGUUGUAAAAAGUUUGCUCAAACCCCUUUCACUCAAGGAGGGAAAUUGAAAUGAUGUCAGUGUUUUUUAGUUCAUGACUUUGAAAUUUUCAAAGCAGCCACAUUCCAGCCUGCCCGAACAUUGCAAUCUAAUAGCUGAUCUGUGCUGCCUAAUCCCAGAGUGAGUUACUGCCAACAAGAGAUAAUCUUCAAUGCUUGGCAUGGAAUGUGCAUUUGUCUUUGAUGUUAACCUCAACUAGAUUGUUUAGCUGGGCCAGAAGAUAAAAUUUAUAGACUAAUAAAUUCACAACAAAUGUAAUGAAAUGUGUCAACUUUUUUACAGUCAACAUCAGUCAAGAGUCUGUGUAUGUGCAACUGAGAAAAUGGUUGAAAGGAAAAGACUUCACCGACUUCCACUUGGUGCCAGCAAGUUUCCCAGGUAUUGGCAGAGGACUAAUGACCACCAAAGCUCUCCAGCCUGGAGAACUUAUUAUUGCUCUACCGGAGCAAUGUCUGCUCACCACCACAACAGUCCUCGGGAGUUAUUUGGGUGAAUACAUCGAGAGAUGGAAGCCCCGUUUGUCUCCACUCCAGGCCUUGUGUGCAUUCCUCGUCGCCGAGAGACAUUUUGGGCGCCGGUCUCCGUGGAAACCUUACAUCGACGUCUUGCCAAAUUCGUACACCUGCCCGGCUUAUUUUGCAGAGGAAUUAAUAAGACUGCUUCCCAGCCCUUUGAUGAAGAAGUUUCGGGAGAAAAGGAACACAGUACAAGGGCUCCACCUGGACUCCGAGCGCUUCUUCAAAUCUUUGCAGCCGUUGUUUUCUGAAAGCGUUGAGAAUAUUUUUACAUACGAUGCCUUGCGUUGGGCCUGGUGCAGUGUCAACACCAGGACUGUUUACAUGGAGCACAAGAAGAGCGAGUUCUUAUCCAGAGAGCCUGAUGUCUACGCUUUAGCACCAUAUUUAGACCUGCUGAACCACUCACCAGCUGCUCAGGUGUCCGCUGCCUUCAACCGGCAAAGCAGAUGUUAUGAGAUCAGAACGUCCACCAGGUGCAGGAGACACGAGCAGGUUUUUAUCUGCUAUGGUGCUCACGAUAACCAGCGGCUCCUCUUGGAGUACGGGUUUGUGGCGACCACUAACCUCCACAGUGCGGUGUAUGUUGACAAAGAUAUUCUUUGCAAUCGCCUUCCCCCAACGGACAAGCUACUGAAUGGGAAGCUCUCAUUCCUGCGAGACAGCGGUCUAUUGGAAAACUUGACGUUUGGACAUGAUGGACCUUCGUGGAGGCUUCUGACUGCUCUUAAAGUGCUUUGCCUCAGACCAGAGGAAUAUUCGUUGAGAAAAAACAUCCCUCUUGGGUUGUACGUGUCUGAUGAAAACGAGAGAAGUAGUUUGGAGCUUGCAGAAAGCCUGUGUCUCCAGCUCAUGAAUGAAAACCAGCAGUUGACGCAACAAGUUUCCAAACUAACAGAGGACAGAGCCGAGAUUUUGGAACAGCUGCAGUUGGUGGCUGCUCUGCGGAGGGAGGAACUGAGGAUACUCCAAGCGUCUAUCGAAAUGCUGCAAAAUAUGAGGGCCAUCACGCCCAGGUAACGGUCGGGACUAUCAGUACUUCCUCUGGGAUGAGCACAAACAGCACCGAAGUAGAGAUGGUUGAAGACUUCAAAUUCCUUGGAGUAAAUAUCACCAACGACUUCUCCUGGACCACCCAUGUUGAAGCAACGACCAACACAGCGCAGCAACGUCUCUAGUUUGCACGAAGGCUUUGGAAAUUCGGCAUGUCCCCAACAACGCUCACCCACUUCUACUGAUGCGGCGUAGAAAGCAUUUUAUCAGGAUGCAUCGCAGCUUGGUUUGGGAACAGCUCCAUCCAAGACCGCAAGAAAUUGCAACGAAUUGAGGACGCAGCCCAGACCAUCACACACACCAACCUCCCUCCUAUCGACUCCAUUCACUCACCUUGCCUCGGCAGGGCCAGCAGUAUAUUUAAGGAUGAUUCGCAACCUGAUCACUUCCUCUUCUACAUAGAAACAUGGAAACAUAGAAAUUAGGUGCAGGAGUAGGCCAUUCGGCCCUUCGAGCCUGCACCGCCAUUCAAUAUGAUCAUGGCUGAUCAUCCAACUCAGUAUCCCAACCCUGCCUUCUCUCCAUACCCCCUGAUCCCCUUAGCCACAAGGGCCACAUCUAACUCCCUCUUAAAUAUAGCCAAUGAACUGGCCUCAACUACCCUCUGUGGCAGAGAGUUCCAGAGAUUCACCACUCUGUGUGAAAAAAGUUCUUCUCAUCUCGGUUUUAAAGGAUUUCCCCCUUAUCCUUAAGCUGUGACCUCUUGUCCUGGACUUCCCUAACAUCGGGAACAAUCUUCCUGCAUCUAGCCUGUCCAACCCCUUAAGAAUUUUGUAAGUUUCUAUAAGAUCCCCUCUCAAUCUCCCAAAUUCUAGAGAGUAUAAACCAAGUCUAUCCAGUCUUUCUUCAUAAAACAGUCCUGACAUCCCAGGAAUCAGUCUGGUGAACCGUCUCUGCACUCCCUCUAUGGCAAUAAUGUCCUUCUCCUCUCCCAUCGGGCCAAAAAGGUAUAACAAUGCGAAAACGCACACUUCAAGAUUCAGGGACGGUUUCUUCCCAGCUCCUGUCAGACAACUGAACCAUCCUACCUCAACCAGAAAGCAGGCCUGAACUACUGACUACCUCAUUGGGGACCCUUGGACUUUGCUGCCUGUACCUUGCACUAAACGUUAUUCCCUUAUCAUGUAUCUCUGUACUGUGAAUGGCUGGAUUGUAAUCAUGUAUUGUCUUUCUGCUGACUGGUGAGGACGCAACAAAGUCUCUUCUCUGUACCUCGGUACACGUGACAAUAAACAAAUUAAACUAAAUGAAAAGGUGGAUUGGACAUACAAGAGACUGUGGAUGAUGGAAUCUUAGGCAACAAACAUAUUCCUGGAGGAAUUCAGCAGGCCGAGUAGCAUCCAUGAAGGGAAAUGGAGAGAUGAUGUUUCUGGUGGGACCAUGCAACCUGGGUUUGGGUUAGUU
This is a messenger RNA of Leucoraja erinaceus (little skate), 3856 nucleotides long. It is a transcript of the gene setd4, whose product is annotated as SET domain containing 4. Gene Ontology annotation, molecular function: protein binding; transcription coactivator activity; histone H3K4 methyltransferase activity. Bases 1142 to 2419 code for a protein of 425 amino acids. The transcript has 9 exons. The record is from RefSeq and is a predicted model, not a curated record. Lineage: Eukaryota; Metazoa; Chordata; Chondrichthyes; Rajiformes; Rajidae. Gene Ontology annotation, biological process: peptidyl-lysine trimethylation; positive regulation of transcription by RNA polymerase II; peptidyl-lysine monomethylation.